Pipistrellus nathusii (Nathusius's pipistrelle) is the source of this 360-nucleotide messenger RNA. NCBI's taxonomy places the organism in Eukaryota, Metazoa, Chordata, Mammalia, Chiroptera, Vespertilionidae. The record is from the annotation of a GenBank genome assembly.
AUGGGUCAAAGCAGGAGUGAAGGCAGCGGAAAGCCUUUUGAAUUGAAUGACCAUGAAAUCAAGGAGAUCCGGUUUCCAGCUGAGCAUAGGAGCUCCCUCCUACCCAUCAGCAAAAAGCGGGACGAACUGAAAAAUACCACAGCUCUCCUUCGAUUUGUGAGAGAGAGGAGGGCCCGGGCAAGCUGCCGCUCCCGAGAGUGGAUGGACAGACGGACAAAUGUAGGGAAUCCGGCUUCCCAGAGCGGAGACUCACCGGAGACGAGAGCCGAGGCCUGGAGUAGGAACCCCGGACGCAUUGCAGAGGCUCCGGGCGAACCACUCAGCGUUACAAACUCCCAGGGGGCUCCCACCCUGAUGUGA